Molecule: messenger RNA, 2815 nt
Organism: Acanthaster planci (crown-of-thorns starfish)
Lineage: Eukaryota; Metazoa; Echinodermata; Asteroidea; Valvatida; Acanthasteridae
Product: actin-related protein 2/3 complex subunit 1A-like
Biological process (GO): Arp2/3 complex-mediated actin nucleation
Cellular component (GO): Arp2/3 protein complex; actin cytoskeleton
Molecular function (GO): actin filament binding
Source: RefSeq, a predicted model, not a curated record
UACGUUUCGUGAAAGCGUUCCAGGGUAGCCAGCUUGCAAUCACCAUUGCUUUUCAAAACUACGUAACUUCUAGAGUGGAUCUAGGCCUACAUGUACAGGUAUAACCAUGGUCAAAAGCACAUCCAACCAUCAGUUGUAGCAUGGAGCUAUAAACCAGCUCCAUGGCUGUAGGCACCUGCACGUGAUCUUUGAUGAGCCUAACCUAAUGUCUUCAGACAUUUAUGGUGGGUAGGGGACGGUGCCUCAGCUCACCGUUUUAUCACUGGCCAGGGUCGACCGAGGAAACUCUUCAAAGACGGUGAUUUGCCCUCAAUCAUGUUGGGCCGGCUACCUUGACUGUACAUGUGAUCUACGAUUACAUGGGGUUUUUUUAGUAACGGGCCGGGAUUCUGAACAAAGUUGCGCAGCAUACCAGUACCAGCAGUUGCUUGGAAAUGCACCGACCCUGUGAGGUAAAGUGGACAUGUCGAUGGUUUUACUAAAGGGAAAGUUGGUCAGCAACUGAGCAAGCUGCAAAAUGUCAAACAACGAGAAGUUCAACUUUGAGUUGGGUCCAAUCACUUGCCACGCUUGGAACAAGGAUCGCAGCCAAAUUGCCAUCUCACCCAACAGCCAUGAAGUGCACAUCUACGCCAAGAAGGGGCCCAGCUACGAGAAACUGUACACCUUGAGUGAGCACACCCAACGUGUGACUAGUAUCGACUGGGCACCGAACAGCAACCGUCUCGUUACCUGCGGCACGGACCGUAAUGCCUACGUCUGGACGCUGAACGGCAAAGAUGGGUGGAAACCAACCCUUGUGAUCCUGCGUAUCAACCGUGCGGCCACCUGCGUCAAGUGGUCCCCCUUGGAGAACAAGUUUGCUGUCGGCAGUGGUGCUCGUUUGAUUUCAGUUUGCUACUUUGAGCAGGAAAACGACUGGUGGGUGAGCAAGCACAUCAAGAAGCCGAUCCGCUCGACCGUGACCAGCCUGGACUGGCACCCCAACAACUAUCUGCUGGCUGCCGGCUCGGCUGACUUCAAAGCAAGGGUGUUUUCGGCGUACAUCAAGGAGAUUGAAGACAAGCCUGAAGCUAACAGCUGGGGCAAGAAGAUGCCAUUUGGGAACUGCAUGCAAGAGCUCAGUGCCGGAGGCUCUGGUGGUUGGGUGCACAGUGUGGCUUUUGAUGCCUCGGGUACCCGCCUGGCCUGGGUGGGCCAUGACAGCACGGUGUCCGUGGUGAACUCUGUGGCAGACUUCCACGUCGGCGUGCAGCGGACUGGCAACCUGCCCUUCCUGACCUGCGAGUGGGCCGGGCCACACAGCCUUGUUGUUGCUGGCCAUGACUGUGAGCUGAUCCUGUUCAACAUUGACGACUCAGAGAAAGUCACCUUCGUGAGCAAGCUGGGAGUGGAGAAGAAGAAGGAAUCUGGUAACCUGAGUGCUAUGGCCAAGUUCCGCCAGCUGGACAAGAAGGCAACUACAGAGCAAGAUACGGCUAGGAGCUCCGUUCACCAGAACUCCAUCACUCAAAUCUCCAUCCACUCUGGGAGCAAGGAGAACAUCACCAAGCUGACUUCGACCAGCGUGGACGGUCAAGUGGUCAUCUGGAACUACAAGUCCCUGGAGUCAGCUGUGGCCGGCAUGCGCGUGUAGAAACAACACCCCCCAAACCGGGCAUUAGGAUGUACUCAAAUGGGGGAAAUACCCCCAUGGAGAUGUAAUGCUGAAGUAGAUUAGCCGAAUCAGUAAUGGAUAAUACCCCAAAUAGGAUAUACUGCACAUUAAAGAAAUGUAUUUCUAUCCCAAUUAAGGUUUAUACCAACUUAACGUGGUAACUGAUUUUCUAGUUAAAAGAUAUACCUCACUGUAGAGUAUGUCUGAUAAAAAAAACAUUUGAUUUUUACCCCAGGUGUAAGUUGGAACAUUUUGAUGUGAGUUACUAGUUUUUGGUGUUAGCCUGUCGUGUUUGUUAGGCUUUGGUUUGCGUUCAGCUCAGAUAAUAUGACCUGCAUUUUACAAGCACAAAUGAACCACACUUACCCCGUGAAUCUUUGAGAACGCAGCUUUUCCAGACAGAAGCAAAAAGAUGCAUCAUCUUCAAUAGGGAAAUUGUCCUUAAUUUUUCACUGUCUUUCUUACGAGUUUUGUUUGCAUGCUUGCAUGUUUGGAAAUCCUAAUUGCACAGAAAGUCUAGCAUUUCACUUUUCUACAGGUUUUCUGGUACCUGAAUAGGUCAGUUUUUGAAACUUUCUUGAUACUUAUGCAUUGAUUAUUUCUUUUGUUUACAGUCAUAACAUUCCACGUUUCACUUCGAAGUGGUCCUGAUGGACCAGCUUUUUAGUUUUAAUUAGAACUAAAGCUUCAGUAAGUUUGGACUUGAGGCUUUGGUGAAGGCACAUUUAUAAGGAUGAGAAAACCUUGCACAAAAUUGUUGGUUAUUACAGUUGAAUUCAGAAUCUGUUACUAACAUUGGCCCACUUUUGGUCAUGGUUGACCUUGUAAUAAAUGAUUUUAGGUUGGUUGUACAAAAAAUUGUGAAGGUACUCUCUCCCUUUGAAAGCAGAUAUUGCCUGUUUUUGUUGGUUGACAUUUUGAAACUAAUUGUCACUUAUUGCAGUUUCUUAUGCACACGUUCACUGGUUUCCUAUGGUCACCUUAAGAAAUGCUUUGAAAUCCAUGUAUGGUUGUCAUUACUACACUGUAGAAUCCUUUUAAAAGGCUGCGUCUGAAUAUUUGUGGCCACUGCUGACAAUUUCACAAUCCCACAUGGUAGCCGCUUCCCAUAGACACAUUACUGCCAGCCACAGCCAAUAAAGACACAGCUACACAUGA